AAAGCUGUUUACUGUUGCUGAGGAACCUAAAUGGCUGCAGAUUAGUGAUGACAAGUUGAUACACUGAUUUAUGCACGUGAAUGAAUUGAUUUAAAUUGAGAAAAAUGAUGACGGAUAUAGAACAUCGACCUGAGGAUGUUGGGCAAAUAUUGAUAAAGGUACAAGAUGAUAUCAGACAGUUGAGGGAGAAUCUAACAAACAAAGGUGAUGGCAAAGGUAUUACUAUUGAGGAGUUGGAAAAUGCCCUCAACAAAACAGAACAAGGUCUUCAGCAAAAAGCAGAGCAGAUGCUUAGCCAGCUUAACAACCAGGUGCAGACCCUGCCAAGUGCUGAUGCUAUCCAGGCACCUGGGUUUAUGGCCCUUGAGUCAACAUGGGACCUCAAACGACAGACCCGUGGUCAACAGAGAAUAGACAUGAGCCAGUCAUAUGUACCAAGGUAA
Molecule: messenger RNA, 443 nt
Organism: Ruditapes philippinarum (Manila clam)
Lineage: Eukaryota; Metazoa; Mollusca; Bivalvia; Venerida; Veneridae
Product: IQ motif-containing protein H-like
Exons: 3
Coding region: 105-443 (112 amino acids)
Source: RefSeq, a predicted model, not a curated record